CUCAUUUACUCUUAUCCUCCUCCUCCCUUGUUAUGUAUACCACUUCUUCCAUCUUCGCCUAGGUACCCUCUUUCAAUUAGUUAAUUUUCUACCAGGCUAGGCAAAGCAAAGCAGCUAGCUUGAGAGAGAGAGAGAGAGAGAGAGAGAGAGAGAGAGAGAGAGAGAGAGAGAGAGAGAGAGAGAGAGAGAGGGAAAUGGGUAGGCGUGUGUGUUCAAACGAGAAGAGUCAUUCUGCAGCAUGUUCCCUGCUUCAUAGAGUUGUAGCAGUAGUAGUAGUACUGCAGCAGCUGGUAAUUUGGUCAGUGCAGCUAAUUAACGUAUCAGCAGCCAGCUCCUACGACGUAGAGUCGCCCGUAAUUAGGUUCCUUCCAGGAUUUCAGGGCCCUCUUCCUUUCCAACUUCAUACCGGGUACGUGGGAGUGGAUGAAUCAGAAGAAGUUCAGCUGUUCUACUACUUUGUGGAGUCGGAGAGUGAUCCAAAACAGGAUCCUCUCCUUAUUUGGUUCACCGGAGGCCCCGGUUGCUCCUCUUUCUCUGCUCUCUUCUUUGAAAUCGGACCAUUAUAUUUCGAGGCAGUGGAGUACAGGAAAGGAAGCGUGCCCACCUUGGUGUUGAAUCCCAACUCUUGGACUCAGGUGGCAAGCAUAAUAUUUGUGGAUUUUCCGGUGGGGACAGGCUUCUCCUAUGCUAAAACCUCCCGUGCUUCUCAUUCUACUGACCUCCGUUCUUCUCUCAAUGCCGAUCAGUUCCUCAGGAAGUGGCUAAUUGAUCAUCCAGAGUUCCUUUCAAACCCAGUGUAUGUGGGUGGAGACUCUUACUCUGGCAUCACUGUUCCCCUCGUCUUCCACCAGAUGUCUGAUGGAAAUGAAGGUGGUCUGGAGCCCAUCAUCAAUCUCAAGGGAUACUUGCUGGGGAACCCUGUUACCUCUCCUGCUGUUGAUGGCAACUUCGGCGUCCCAUUUGCCCAUGGGAUGGGACUUAUUUCCGAUGAACUUUACGAGUCACUGAAGAAAAGUUGCAAGGGACGGUACAUAAAUGUAGAUCCCAAAAACACGGAGUGCUUGAAACAUAUUAUAUCUUACUAUAAGUGUCUUACUGGGCUUCAGGUUGCACAAAUUUUGGAACCCCUGUGCGGCUUUGCCUCCCCAAAGCCACAAGAAAUCCUCAGCACAAGAAAAUCUCUGAGACUGAGAGGACUUCUCGAUCCCGAACCACCAUUUCCUCCACUUGAUUGUCGCAUUUAUGCGUACCUGCUUUCUGACUAUUGGGUUAAGGAUGACAGCGUCCAAGACGCGCUUCAUAUCCGCAAGGGGAGUGUAGGAGAAUGGCAGAGAUGCAACUUCGCAUUGUCUUACACGAUUGAAAUCUCAGACAGUUUCCAGUAUCAUGUAAACCUCAGCGCUAAAGGUUACAGGUCUCUAAUAUACAGCGGUGACCAUGACCUGAUCGUACCGUUUCUCGGGACUCAAGCAUGGAUAAGAUCUCUGAACUACUCCAUUGUUGAUGACUGGAGACCAUGGAUGGUUGAAGGCCAAGUUGGAGGCUACACAAGGACCUAUUCCAAUAGAAUGACAUUUGCAACUGUGAAGGGAGGAGGACACACAGCCCCAGAGUACAAGCCUAAGGAGUGUUUUGCAAUGUUCAGAAAGUGGAUAUGUGAGGAACCUUUGUGAUUUAUCUCAUGCUCUGUGGUCUCGAUUUCACCAAAUUGCCAUGUCUCCUAAAGAUAAAUAAGCUAUUAAUUAUAUAUGUCUCUGCCACUGGAUUCAUCAAUCACAUUGCCUCAUUCUAAAUUAUUUGAGAGAGGCCAGAAUAUGUAUUGUGAUUCUGAAACUUGGUUUGAAUAUUGUGUUUUCAAGUGGCUUCGUAUCUGCCCAUUCCACUAUGGGCGUUCUCUC
Molecule: messenger RNA, 1898 nt
Organism: Malania oleifera
Lineage: Eukaryota; Viridiplantae; Streptophyta; Magnoliopsida; Santalales; Ximeniaceae
Product: serine carboxypeptidase-like 2
Exons: 14
Coding region: 195-1673 (492 amino acids)
Biological process (GO): proteolysis; secondary metabolic process
Molecular function (GO): acyltransferase activity, transferring groups other than amino-acyl groups; serine-type carboxypeptidase activity
Source: RefSeq, a predicted model, not a curated record